AUGUCCACCAUAGCGUCGCCCAGAGACCCCCAUUCCACCUUUCGGCGAACACCUUCCUCCCAGGCCAUCGUAACUCCCACCUCGUCCACGCGCCCCAGUCUCGACAUCCCAAGGUCUGCGACCAGCUCUCCCAACCCGUCUGCACCCGCCUCCGCAACCGCGCCCAACAAGCGCAAUAACCGUGCUGCCCUCCGCGAGUACUACAACCUCAAAAAGACGUCUGCUUCCGCCACGCCCCCGCUGCUUGAGGUCACCGACACCGAUUCCGCCUCCUUGGCCGAUGCCGCCGACUUCCCCCACUCAGACGUCCCGACAUCCGAGAUCGAUGCUGAUGGCUUCGACGCCGACGCCUACGUCAAGUCCAAGCUGAAGGACAGCAGCCUCGAGGAGCUGCUCAAGACCUACACCAGGGUCCUCGGCGAGAUACGUGCACUCGACGCCGAGAAAAAAGCACUGGUCUACGACAACUACAGCAAGCUUAUCACCGCCACCGAGACGAUACGCAAGAUGCGCUCCAACAUGGAUCCACUAAACCCCAUGGCUGCCACGCUCGACCCAGCCGUUGCCCACAUCUACUCACAAGCAUCGUCCAUUAGGGACACACUCAGGGAGUCCGCCCCGAAGCCGGAAGACACCAAGAGCCAACAGGAGGCGCAGGCGAGGGAGAAAAGGGCCAGGGAGCUUGUCGCUGGGGUGCUGGACACGCCGGACAGGAUACGGGCUUUGGCCCAAGAGGGCAGGCUGGAGGAAGCCAGAGAGGCCUGGGCGCUUCCUCGUCGGCUGCUCCUGGCCUGGAAACAGAAGGGUAUUGGGGGCCGUGAUGUUGAUGCAUGUCUGGCAGAAGGGGACGCAGCCGUCAAAGGCGCGGAUUCGCCCUCGUGA
Molecule: messenger RNA, 882 nt
Organism: Diaporthe batatas
Lineage: Eukaryota; Fungi; Ascomycota; Sordariomycetes; Diaporthales; Diaporthaceae
Exons: 2
Coding region: 1-882 (293 amino acids)
Biological process (GO): lysosomal transport; retrograde transport, endosome to Golgi; endocytic recycling
Cellular component (GO): EARP complex; membrane; GARP complex
Source: RefSeq, a predicted model, not a curated record